GAGAACUCGCUCACGGCUUCCUGGGAAAUGUAGUUGGAUAUUCGCGUUAGUCGUAUAAAUCCCCGCACUCUGAAUUUCAAUCUGAAUCUGAAUCUUGUUUGUCUGUGGGGAACCUGGGAACACCUCAUAAACGUGAUUCAGCGUUCACAAGAGGCUUUUUGGAAACACGAUAGCUGUUUCGCGGGGGGGAGCGGGGCGGCGGCGGCGGCGCAGGCCCACUUUGGCUUCCGUGACUUCCUCAUUGUGGCGAAUCUGCCGUUGCGACUCGGGGGCUGGCCAGUCGGGGCCAACAACCAGACGCUGUGGAAUCUGCCGUGGGAAGAACUGCGCGAGGGGUUCUUGAGCAGUCAUGGCUGUUGCGGCUUCCUCCAAAGGUGGGGGCUCCGCGCCUGAGGCGGCGAGUUCCACAGAAGCCCAGCUGCAGUACAGCCUUCUUCUGCAAUACCUGGUGGGCGACAAGCGCCAGCCGCGGCUUCUGGAGCCUGGGAGCCUAGGCGGGAUCCCGAGUCCGGCCAAAAGCGAGGAACAGAAGAUGAUCGAGAAAGCGAUGGAAAGCUGCGCCUUCAAGGCAGCGCUUGCUUGUGUGGGAGGAUUUGUUUUGGGAGGUGCAUUUGGGGUAUUCACUGCUGGCAUUGAUACCAACGUAGGCUUUGACCCUAAGGAUCCUUACCGUACACCGACUGCAAAAGAAGUUCUUAAAGAUAUGGGGCAGAGAGGAAUGUCCUAUGCCAAAAAUUUUGCCAUUGUGGGUGCCAUGUUUUCCUGUACUGAGUGCUUGGUAGAAUCUUACCGGGGAAAGUCAGAUUGGAAGAACAGCGUCAUUAGUGGCUGCAUCACUGGAGGAGCCAUUGGUUUCAGAGCUGGCUUAAAGGCCGGGGCCAUUGGUUGUGGAGGUUUUGCUGCUUUCUCUGCUGCAAUUGAUUAUUACCUCCGGUGAAAGAACUUGCCUGUGGGGAAGGAUGCGAGCCCAGGACUGGAACUGUUCUUGGAGGACUCUUUCUGUACCACUUGGCCCUUGCUUCAGGGCUGAAGACAUUUGUUUUCCCUCAUAGAGCUGGUGUUUUGAGGGUACUUCCUGGCUGCUCUCUGCUUCCAGCCUUCGGAACAGCCAUAGCCUGCUGCUCCUUGACUUCCAAGUUUUCAGGGGAUGUUCCAUGCCAGAUUGUCUCCAUAGAGCAGGUCAGGAGUCUGUGUAUUGACUGCUUGGAAUUAAGUUUCACAGAGGCUCAGUCCUGAUGGCAUCCAGUCUUUGGUUGUUUGGUGCUGUGGACGGGAAGGUGGCAGUGUGUUUACAAGGCCCAGGAAGCUCUUUUGCCUUGGAACUCCACACAAACAUCUACUAUGAUACCAGGGCAGGGCAAAGUAAACUCAUGCCAUCCAUCCAAGUAUGUCUUUUUGUUUAAUAUUCUGUCAUCCUUGUUAAAAUGUAUUUAUAUAACAGUUUAAAAAGUUGGGUUAUUUUUAUUUUCAAUUUCUACAUUUCCCCACAAUGGUGCCGGGUGGCCCGAAGAGUGACAAUCCAAUAAGAAAGAGUGAGAAACUUCCUGAGAAGUCUACGAAUGCUAGAUUCUCAGGGUUUGUAGAAGACUGUCAUCAUCACCAAAUCAUCACAUUGGCCAGACUUCCUCCCCAGAAGCCCAGCCUAGUGCUUUCUAGGAUACACUGAAAUUCCCCGCAUGAUCCCCACUGGCUUCUUCUGAAAAACCUGCUGGGCUCCCUGAUAGGAUGCUUGUAGUUUGCUGAACCACAUAUUGGUUUCCUGCCCAGGCUUAGCUCAGGGACAUGUGUGAAAGGGUCCUGCUGUGGUCAUCUAGCAGCUACUGGCCAAGAUUAUAUUGUAGGAUUGUUCACCACCACCCUUGUUCUCUACUUUUAGUGGGUUUCUAAAAUUUUUUAUGUCUUUAACUUGUGGUCUCAUAGUGAAAAUAACAGCUGAGCCCAAUUGUGUGCUAUAGGCAAAAAACAAAAACAAAAAUCUUUUACAGUUGGGCUCUGCUAUGUGCUGUGCUGCUUUUACUCUGUUGCUCACACCAUGGGGUUUACUUUUGGGCGGGGGGCAGACAGUAGGCUUGGUGGAGGCCACAUUAUCCUGGCUCCCUUCAGUUAGUGAUACUGUUUCUUUUUUACUGUAAAGUAACUUCCACUUUUUUGCUUUCUUAGCUUUUCUGUUUUUCAAUUCACCCACUCUUAACCAGAAUUCCAAGACUCAGCUUUAGCAUCCAGCCAUCCUGUGUGUAUAUAUUUGUAUUAGUGAGUUGUCAAACCCAGCUGGUAACACCUUCCUCUGGCUGUGCCUGCUGUUUCCUUGUCAUGAGUGUGAGCUAGCACAUAGGACCUAUAUCCUUCUAUGGUAAAUUCUACAUGGUGUCUGUCCCAGAUUUAGGAAUGCUUCUGAUCCUGUCCCUAAAUACUUCAUACCUAAAACCACCUUGAGGGAAGGGCAGGCAGACAUUCUUCCAGCCAGGCUUGUACAUGGGAUGGAAUAUAAAAAAUGCUGCCCUAACAACUGCUUUGGCAAAAGAUGACCCUAGAGGCUGUCAGUAGCCAUCAGUUCAAUAAACCAAGAAUGCUUAAGUCUUGUCUGCACUAACUAUUCAAUCGAGAGAGAUGAAUAGCUUCCUGUUUUAGAUGGCCAGGGAGUUAGUAUGAGCUCAUAAACCAAACAGCAAUUUUCAGAGACAUCUGUUUCCAAUCUCCAGAAUAAAUACAAUGUCCAAUGGCUUAGGCUAGAGGUAGCCCUUAUUAACCCCACUGGCAAUCCCAAAAGGAAGGUGGGUCCUUCGGGAGAUGCGGCUUCCUUCCCGGACAAACAGACCAAAAGGCUGCCCAGAGAUAUGCCACUUCCAAGGAAAGUGUAGAGAGAAGUUUACAGAAAAUUAAGAGACAACUUCUUUCCAACUCUCCAAGGAACAUUAAUGGCUAGGUCUGCUGAGAUACUUUGAGAACUGCAGCAGCAAACUCAGACAGUGAGACCAGCAGCAGCCUGGCAGUAGUUCAUCUGAAGACCUCUGGAAAGAGGAAGGAGAGAGCUCGGGCUCACUUUGCCCCAGUCACCAAAGGCCAAAGGGAAGACCCAGGGACAGUUAGCUAGGUAAACAGGUUCUUGGAAACAUGUGGAUGCAGCUGGAGGAAUUAAAUAUUUAGAUUGGUGGUCUUUUCUGAACUACUGAGAUUACAAACAUCUAUACCACAAGGUUGUUUUGUGCAAAUGUUGGGGCUUUGCAUUUUUUUUUUAUUAACAUUUUCCUUUCACAUCGUUUACAUCAAUUUAUAAUAAUCUACAUAAGUUGAAACA
Messenger RNA from Fukomys damarensis (Damara mole-rat), 3295 nucleotides. It is a transcript of the gene Timm22, whose product is annotated as translocase of inner mitochondrial membrane 22. The transcript is spliced from 4 exons. NCBI's taxonomy places the organism in Eukaryota, Metazoa, Chordata, Mammalia, Rodentia, Bathyergidae. Gene Ontology annotation, molecular function: transmembrane protein transporter activity. Bases 350 to 937 code for a protein of 195 amino acids. Gene Ontology annotation, cellular component: TIM22 mitochondrial import inner membrane insertion complex. Gene Ontology annotation, biological process: protein insertion into mitochondrial inner membrane. The record is from RefSeq and is a predicted model, not a curated record.